AUGGUUGCAAAGCCAAAGAAACGACUGGCGUCGGGCGAAGGAAACUUGAGUCGAUCUCCCUCCGCAAAACUCGCAAGCCCCAAAGGACACCGCAAACAACCCAAACCACGAGCCCUACAGUCUCAGCAGCAUUCUCUACCCCAAGCGCUGAUUGACCCAAGAGACCACGAAGGAGAAGAAGAAGAACAGCAGCAAUCAAAUCCAUCUAGUCCAUCAAACAAUCAUAUCAUCCCAGAUCAAAGGCCAUCUCUAUCCACUGGUCGAGAGGAACACGACGCUGAGGAAAAUCAGGAGGAGGAAAGUCAGGAAAUGAUCAAAGAACGAGAAGCCAGAGAAAGAAUAUUCGAUGAAUUCAAAGACGAAUACGUUGACAUUAUUGACCAAAUUCCACUCGACCUCAAUCGGAAAUACAGUUGCAUCACCGAACUCGAAGAAUCACUUGAAGAAUGUAGACGAGAGCUGCAUGAAGACUUGAUAGCAUAUACCAACUUUGCCAAAGAGAUACAGUCAACAUCAGGCCCCGAACCGAUGACUGGCGGGCCAGCGGUCGAGGCGCCGGACGACAUUGCCAAUAGACUGCGGGCCUUGGCACAACCGGCGCUCUGGGGAGUUGUCCCAAUCCCCCCGAUAAGCUCGAGUACAUCGUCGACCCUGCCCGAACAUCUGAAAACCUUACUGAUCGAGAUCUCCGGAAAGAUCACUCGUAUACAAGAGCUCUCCCAUGACAAACUCAAUCUGGCCGAGUCGGUCUAUCUGGCUUUAGACCGGCAACUCAAACGGCUUGAUGCUGAUCUCGAGACCUAUCAGGACUUAGAGGACCAAGACGCUCAGACUGAACGUCACCACCGCGAGGCCGUCAAUGAUAAUACCGAGAGGGAUGAUCAAUCGAACGAGCACCUGAAACAGCCGCAUCCCGACCAGACUUCUCUACGCGAGCUACAAGCUGAGCAGACUCCCCGGGAGCCCCAGUUGACACCCCGGAAAUCGCCAAGUCGGAACCGCUCGCUGCCCGCCACCCCUGCCUCAACCCGUCGCAACCGCCAAACGCGCCUCGCCGAGGAGACUGAGGAACUGCCAGUCGAGCCCUCAGGAUCGUUCAACUCUGCAGACAAUCAGAUGCUCUAUUGUUAUUGUCAACAGGUCGCUUUUGGUGAUAUGCUUGGCUGCGAUAAUCCAAAUUGCCAGGGCGGUCAAUGGUUUCAUUUGGAGUGUGCGGGGUUGGCUGAAUUACCUAAAGAGAGUGAUACAACUGAAUGGUUCUGUCAUCGUUGUCUUGCCGAAUCAUCUCCUUCCAAACACCCCCCUUCUUCUGCUUCCAAUCUCGGCAAAAAGAAAAAGAAGAAAACCGGUCGCAGGAAUUGA
Molecule: messenger RNA, 1362 nt
Organism: Puccinia triticina
Lineage: Eukaryota; Fungi; Basidiomycota; Pucciniomycetes; Pucciniales; Pucciniaceae
Exons: 5
Coding region: 1-1362 (453 amino acids)
Biological process (GO): regulation of DNA-templated transcription
Cellular component (GO): nucleus
Source: RefSeq, a predicted model, not a curated record